Pocillopora meandrina is the source of this 4569-nucleotide messenger RNA. The record is from the annotation of a GenBank genome assembly. NCBI's taxonomy places the organism in Eukaryota, Metazoa, Cnidaria, Anthozoa, Scleractinia, Pocilloporidae.
AUGUUUGCUACAAAUCUCUUGGUAUACUCUGUGACACGUAGUAAACUUGCCCUUAAUAUCCAUGGUAAGAUCCACCCUGCUGGAGGAAACAUCACUGUCAAAAACUGGCUAAAUAACUUAACAAUGGAAGUCCCUCAAGUUCCCUCUGGUGAUAUUCUGACAGCUAUUGACAAUGACCAGGUGCUUAUUAGGAAGUGGACUGUGCGUAAAGAUAACAGGGCACAAAUCAGUGUACUAACAAGUGUCUGUGUGGCACCUGUUUAUCCCAAUGGAACAUUGCAGUUGGAUUCAAAUCUUGCUCCAGGGUAAGAAAAUCAUUUGAAAAAAUGGUCAAUUAGUUAUUGAAUACACAAGGAUUUGUUUUGUUUAAUGAGCACAAUCUUGGACAAGUCAUUUCCUUUCCAAAAUUGUUGCCAGCAUAUUUGAAGGUCAUGUAUAUGUAAUCAAUUAAAAUGUGCAUACAUUACCAUAGUAAGGUACAGUAAAUUUGAUAGACUAUAACUUUCAGUGUUUUUCGUCUUUUAUUUUUAUCAAGUAUUUAACAGUUAUUCCUUGAGGUUAAGCAUGAUAGGGAGAGGUUUGUGCUAUCAGCCAAAACCUGAGGCAGAUAACACAAAUUAUUCAGUAGUUAUUGUUUUAUUAGGCAUAAACUUGUAAAAACAAGAGCACAUACAAGAAACUAACCAUGCUAGGUCAACUUGUAAACAACUCAGAAUGUAAGCUUAAAACUUUGAUGUUGCAGCACAUUCCACAAGUUUCCAGAAUUGAGAUAGCGAUACCAAGUAUUACUAAUUUGGCUCUCUCUUUUAGAGCAUGGUACAACCGCAUUGAACAAGCCAAGACAUGUCAAGAUGAGCGGGAAAAGCUGGCAAAGGCAUGUUCAGAUUCAGAACCUGAUAAUGAAAUAAUCCGCCAAGAGGUAAUUAUACAUUUGAAAUUACAGGUGUACAAGAAAGGUCAUCUUCUUGUAGAUGUAGUUUACAAUUAGGAAAACAAACACUAGGAGAAAAAAAAACAUUGUGCAAAUUUGAGGCUUAGCCAGCAAAUUAUGGAUUAUACUAUACCUGUUUUAAGGACAGGCCUACUUUUGUGAACAUGUGUAAAGUUAAAAGGCAAUUCUUUCAAUUGACUAUAACAUUUUGUAAUUGAAUUUUUUUUGUUGUACUCAGACUAAUCCAUGAGUUACUUCAGGAGUUACUUAAAGAGCAGACGAAAACUGGGGAUGUGUGGCAAGAUGAUGUUGACAUCAGAGUAGAUGACAUUAAAGCCAAAGAAGGAAAGCGUGUUUGUCCUGUAUGUCAAACAACAAUGGAUAGCAACAAAAGAAAAUGUGUAAAUCUAGAUUGCAGGGUGAGCCUGAAAGAUGCUGAGAAAGAACUUCAAGGCAGUGACAUCCUAGGUACUGCACUGGUUGCCCCCAUCCGUCAGUACCGACAGAGAGUGAGAGAAACACAGCUGGGAUUCAUCAUUGAUCAGAAUGAGGAGGCACAUGUCAUUGUAAAAGAAAAAUUUUCUGAGUGUUAUGAUGAAUUCCAGCAUGUGCCAUCAAACCAUAUUGAUCAUCCAGUCAACAUUGUGACAAGUGAUCCUGUAUUUGUAAAUCCAAAUUCUCCGAAUGCACUCAAGGAAGUUUUACGUAGAGUUGGCAUGGCUGCAAAGGUGAGGCGGUAUCAUCCCAAUGAUCCAAAUGCUCGACAAUGGCUUAAUGUUACCAUGGAUGGUCUACCUUACCUUGUGUGCAGGAGAGUGGUCAAUGAUGUUUUCCUCUGUACAGAAUGUGGUGAAGAGGUCAUGGAGGAAAGUGUGAAUGAACAUUGCAUUAAAGUUCAUCAAGGACAGAAAUGCAGUGCUGUAAAAGAGUUUGACUGGGUGGUACUUCGUAUUGGAAAGCUUCAUCUAGAAAUGAACAUGGCAAGACAUUUCAUUGAUUUAAACUGGGAUGUCUUUGUUUCUAAGCUUGCCAGUGAGCUUGGUUUUGUUUCUGAUGCUGCUCAGAAAUUUGUCAAAAAGGGUUCAGACCACCACAAGACAAUGUCUAUCCUGAAAGUUGCUCACAUUGGUUUGUGGAAGGAAUUACUCAUUCCAUACAUCCGGGAUAGGCUUGACAGUGGAUCUGCAAUGUCAGUUAAUGACUACUUGUAUGACUGGAUGCCUAAUGUUGGCUGGAAAAAUGCCACCUACAGGUACAUCUUUGGCAUGACCUGGACGUAUUUAAUGGCUCUCUGGGUUUUCCGCAUGGGCAUCAGGAGAAAUAAUGCUGCCUAUGUAAGAGCAGGGCAGAUGACAUUUGCUACUGUAUUUCAUAGAAAUGCAGUGUCUAAGUAUGCUUUGAUUGACCUGUAUGACAGGUAGGUAAAUGGAAACUUUUCUUGAUUGUUUUUUAAACUUAUAUAUAUGUACAAUAAUAUAUAACAAAUAUUGAAAUUUUUUAGUGGUCAGCUCCUUUCAUUCUUCUAAAUGAAAGGCCUCCCAUCUCUGAGUCAACAAGCAAUUACAUCCAUGUACAGCUGACAUGCUGACUAAUCUUACACCUAACAACUGUUCAUUAAGUCAUUAUCGUUUUUCUUUCAUUAUUGUAGUGUAGACCGAGCUUGCUACCCAGAAGAACUGACUGUAUUUGUGCAGAAUACAGAGACAGUUAGUACAUCAGGGAAUGAAAGCAAGGGUGAAGACAUGGAUGCUUGCCUUGAGGAGAAAAACAAGGAGUCAAAAGUGUGGCAGCAUGGCACCAUGACUGCAUUGGAUUGGCUGAGGAUUUUCAGAAAUCUUGGAAAUCUUAGCAAGGUAUAGUGUAUGCAAACAUUUGUUUGUUUCACUUUUUGGUGUAUUUUGAAACAGGCACAAAUGAUAUACAUGUACUUAAUUUAUAGUUACUUCAACAUCUAAAAGCUACUAAAGAAGGGCAAAAAAUAUCUUUGUAGUUCAUUACCUUUUGUACAUAACAUUGUGAAUCAUUGCUAAGAGUUAGUAAAAGCAUUUAUCUCCAGGUUACUUGGUUUUCUUCAUUCCUAAAAUCCUAAAAAUUUUUAAACACGAAUUUGGUCUGAUUCAGAAGACCUUCUUGAAACUAUCUGUGAGUAGUUUGGAUUCCUCUUUAAAUACCUCAUUUAUUUUAUUUAUAUUUAGGUGAGAAAUUGGCUUUUCUCCCUGCUUGGAUUGCAUAAUCCCAAGGAUGAAGCAUUGAACUCAAGAAGAAAGCAUGAUUUUGUAGAUGAAGUGCUAGCAUGGCGCAUAAAGCUACGAAAAGAGAAGUAAAUGACACAAUACCUUUUAGUAUAAGCUAUUCAGCUCCAGUAUGUAAUAGUAGUGGUGUAAAUUAAAGAGCAAUUCUCAAUGCAAUAGUUGGUUCAAUAAGUUUAUUUCACUGCUUUUCCUUCAAAGGUAUUUGCAAGGAGGGUUGUCAAAUGUUGUAACAUCCUUGGAAGGCCCUGAACUGGACAGUGAUUUGAAAAAUUAUGAGGAAAUUCUUAGAAGGAACAGAAGCAACUUGCUUCAUACACACUUCAUUGAUGGCAAAAAAAGAGCAGAUACCCAGUUGCAAGUGCUAUAUGUAACUACAGAAGACAGAGCUUUGGCAGAAGACAUAAGGAAUGCAUCCAAAGAUGAAAUCUUCAGGAGAAUAGCUGAAAAGCUUCUGCUGCUCACUGAUGAGGAGACAAGGGAGCCUCUGUCAAGCAGAUUUGGAGCUAUCAAAGCACAGCCCAGCAAAGUUAAAAAGGAAACUCUUGUUUUGUUGUACAAUGAAAUUGUGGAAGAGCUACAGAACCAAGAGACACAGGAAGAGGUGUGUAUCCUUGACACCACUGAGGAAGAUAGAGAAGCUGAUUGCAGCACGAACUGAUUUAUUUCUAUGUCAGUUAAUGUUAGUUGACAUUUACGUGUAGGUCUGGUACAAUUCCAUAUUAAAUAAAUUUUAUUUUAUUGUACCCCAUGAAACCCUGGGUAAGAUUGUUUGUAAGGUGAAUUUCAAUGCCCAAGCUCUGCCACUGAUUUUACAGUGAUAAGUCAACAGUGCACUGAUUUGAAUAAUAAGGAUUUGGUAAGAUUGUUCCUUUUCACAUAACUGUAGGUGACUCAAAAUCUAACUGGUUAGGUAAUGUAGCAGUUUCAGUUUUUGACAGUGUUAAAUUAGAAACUCUGGGAGCUGGCAAUUUCAGGAAACCCAGUAUUUGUGAGAGUAUGAGACAUGAGAAAACAUUUUAAGGGUUGGUUUCAUGUAGAAAAGGAGAAAACAAAGAACAAAAUUUUACUUGUGCUUUUCUUGUGCUACCAUCUAUAUGCAUAUAAUGUACAAACAGUACAUGGCUGUAUUUCAUGCAAAUAGGUUUAAAUAUACAUCCUGUAAGAGGUGUAAUUUUUAAUGUCAAGAAUUAAGGAAAGCAUAAAAAAUACUUAGUAGGCUCAGAUGUAAAUAAUAAUUAUAUUAAAUGUAAAUCGUGUACAAAAGACAUUUCAUGUGCUCAGUAUUAUUUUCAAUAUUUUGCGGUGUGGUAUUUAUAAUAUAAUAUAAUAAUUCUGACCUAAUUAAAUUGAUUGAUUUUAUUGACUUAAUUAUUAAAAACAGGAACC